This is a messenger RNA of Symbiodinium sp. CCMP2456, 615 nucleotides long. The record is from the annotation of a GenBank genome assembly. NCBI's taxonomy places the organism in Eukaryota, Dinophyceae, Suessiales, Symbiodiniaceae.
AUGUUCUCAUUGUCAGACUUGCGAUCCUCUUUUACUGCGACGGAGCGUUCAUCUCGGACGUACACGACCAUCGAGGCCACCGCCUUGCACGAGUCCGUUCCUCCGGACCGCUGGUGCAUCACACGUUCGGACUUGAAGUACCUGGGACAGGAGGUGCGGAAGGCGAUCCAAAGUGGUAAAAUUCGUCCACCGGAUGAUGGAAGCGACGAUUUCCAGGCCUCUGACACGAGGUAUGGCCCAAGCAUCUACACGGUAACCAAGCAGCACAUCAUGCCCGUCACGGCGCAGUUUGGCAAGGUGAGCUGGGCUUUGCUGCAACAUCCAGAUGGUUUGGAUUGCGAUCUUUUCAUCAGCCAUGCAUGGCAAGAGGGUGUGUUCGAGUUCCUCUCGAAGGUCCUGCAUUCUUGGCCUGCAGAUGCGCGACAUGCCUGGUGCUGCAUGCUGGCCAACCCUCAGAAUUUGGACAUCGGUUCCCUGCUGCAGUCUCCAAGCAGCUCACCUUUUGCCCUGGUGGUCCUUCCCUUGCAUGGCGUGGCCCGACAUCUGGCACUGUCCCCCUACAUGAUGCAGCAUCUUCUUCUGGUCUCCGGCAUCUUGUUCUUCAAUUUGCUCGAG